CGGGCGGAUCUUCGUCUUGUCUUUGUUGACUUCAUCUAUUAUCGCACGCCACGCCGCGACUGCAGUGUGCAACCACCGCUGCUGAGCAGAGCAGGGCGACUGCUGGUUAGACACGUAAGAGGUGCAUGCGCUCCAUCAGCCUGGCCGCCAGGGGUCAAACUCGUGCCCGCCGCAUACUCGCCCAAAUCGCCCAACCCGCCCAACCCGCGCCCUCUUUACGGUCCGCUGUGCAGCUGCAGCCUGCCAGCACAUCAAAGACAAUCAAUAGGUACAUCUAUCCACUGCGCUCCCGCUGCUGUUAUGACCGUUGGCUUGGCCGCCCUCCUCGCCGGGGGCCCCUUCUGAUUUCUUUCCUCUGUCCCUUCCGCCUUCCGCCUUGCGCCACCAUCUCCCAUCACGUGUACCCUUUUCGCCGCAAUGCAGGCCUCUCAGUUCUUGCCAGGAUGGUCGACGUCGCCUCAGAAUGCCCAGCCAAAGCACCCUUUUCUCCACCAGACCAUGUCCGUCUCCAACUUCCGCGCCGAGGAUCGUUCCCCGUGGGAAUGGCCCCGCUCUCCACCUUCGCCUAGCGCCUCGUCCUCGUCGUCUGCUAGCCGCAGCAUGACUCCUACGAGCAGCAAUCCGUGGGCAAACAGCGUGGGUCCCUUGGUCUCGUCGGUCUCGUCGGACUCGCCCCCGCGCUUCCUACCGUCGUGCCCGACGCCGCCAUCCAUGAGUCGGAGUAUCACUCCUUCCUCCAGCAGGUGCACGACACCGACGGCACCUGUCGCACCAAAGCCGCUGAAUGCAACGAAACCACCCGGCUUCAUCAAUAUAACUUCCCCAAUGAUGUCGCCCGUGUCUCCAAAUGGCGAUAAGCAGAUGAGAGAUACAAGUGGAUUUCCUACGCCGGCGCCAAAUCCUUUUCGUGAGAGCGUGGGGUUCGUCAGCCUCUCGCCUUUGGCUACGGCUAUCAUAACGCCUGCACUGGAGAAGCAAUAUGUCCAUCGGGAAUCGCCCACACUGAUCAGUCGUCAGGGCUGGGAGCGUUCCACUGGGCAGCGGGCUUACACUUGGGCUCUCGGGAAUUCCAAGACGGCGUUACUGUUCCUCAUGUGUGACGAUAUAGCAGCCUGGCGGCGCGCAAGCUUCUAUUGGCUCGAGGACAGUAAGAUGCCUUUUACGGAGGCGGACCUCGAGGGAAUAGCGACAAACCCGAAAAAGGUGGUAGAUAAUCAAUGGCGUGUACUAACCCGCGAGUUACCGCAAAAUGGCUCGCACAUUGAUUUCCAGCCGCGUGAAAUCAUCCCGCUGCAGUCACUAGGUUCCUUGUCGAACGGGCCCGAGAACCCGAGGAAGACACUGGACAGAGUUCGCUGGCGCGGCGAGGACAGCGGACGCUUCUAUGUCCGGAAGCGCUUUACCUUUGACCGUCAGGCUGAGAAGCUAGGGCUGCUGUCCCAGAUACAAAGGAUCAGAACACUAGAGCACCCCAACAUUGCCAAGAUCGUCUGCUCCUACAGCCAAGGUGCUUCAGUCGCUUUUGUAACUGCACAGGCGCAAUUCAGUUUGGAGGAAUAUCUGCAGCAUCCGCUGGCUUCGACACGGCCAACCCUCCUCCUCACUUGGAUUCAUGAUCUAACCCAAGCACUCGCAUAUAUUCAUACCACAGACCUCUUGCACGCCUCUAUCCGUCCAUCCAAAAUCCUCAUAGACAAGAACGGUACACGCGCCUUCUUUUCCGCAUUUGGUAUCGCCAUUGAACCCUCCACCAGCUCACCGCGCGGAGGCAGCAACUCACCACGCGGAGGAAGUAACUCACCACAUGGCAGCGGCCACGGCAACACCUUGAGUACUCUGUCUAACAGCCAAAUCGCUUCCGCCAUGCGUCCGCUUAGCGAAGCAGCUUACAUCUAUGCCGCGCCUGAAGUUAUCCAGCGCCACCGACACCGUUACUCGACUGACAUAUUCUCGCUUGGCUGCGUCUUCCUCGAGAUGCUGACAGUCGCCAAGGGUCAAACCGUCAGCAACUGCCGCGCCUACCGCGCACACUUCUCGCAGGAUCCGUCAUUCCACGCGAACCUCGAGCGUGUUGGCAGCUGGCGCAAGUUGUUGAUGCAGCUCAACAGCCGCGGGACCACGGGCACGGCCGGCAUUGGAGGCUCCAAGCGGGAGGAUGAAGUCACAGAGUACCAAGCUCUCGGUUUUGUGGGUGCCAUGAUACACGCCGAGAGCUCAAAGCGGCUGAAGAUGAGACAACUCGCGCCGCACGUCUCGAGGUGGAACGAAGCGAGGACCGUGCACCGGAGACGUAGCUUUGACGGCGGGGAUGCCGCCACGGGCGGGACGGGAAGCUUGAGAUGGGCGAGUGCGACUGAUAAGCAAGGCCUUACUCAAGGCAGCUUGAUCAGCUUCUGAUAUGGCUCUGGAAGCCACCUUGACUGAACCCCUUCCUUACUGUCUGCUUCAUUACUGUUCUCGGGAUUUAUUCCUACAGAUGAUUUAUGCCGUUUGGAUUGAAUGAGACAACGAUUGGACGAGGAUUUUGGUUUGUUAUCCUUCACAACUUCUUUUCCCUUUAGCAUUGGGGCAUGAAGACAAUAUUUUAAGCGAGGUUAUUUGGCGUUUUCUAUGCAUCACAUGUAGAUACUGGGUCGGCCCAUUUGAUAUACCCCUGUUGCAGUUCUUCUCGUUUUCAUUAUUGUUGUUUUUGCCACCUCGUUCGUUACAGGGCAAUCAAUCAUCAGUAGUACACCAUUCGCCCA
This is a messenger RNA of Aplosporella prunicola CBS 121167, 2744 nucleotides long. RefSeq lists its product as uncharacterized. The transcript has a single exon. Gene Ontology annotation, molecular function: protein serine/threonine kinase activity; ATP binding. Gene Ontology annotation, biological process: protein phosphorylation. Lineage: Eukaryota; Fungi; Ascomycota; Dothideomycetes; Botryosphaeriales; Aplosporellaceae. The coding region runs from base 418 to 2397 and encodes 659 amino acids. The record is from RefSeq and is a predicted model, not a curated record. Gene Ontology annotation, cellular component: cytoplasm.